AUCUAUCAGUAAAACAGAAUGUUAGGGGUGGGGUGGGCUGAAAGUUCACGUACUAUACAUUUAACGGAUCUAAACACAGACCUCUGAUAUAAUUCAUGAUAAUAUUUCCAUCCCGUUAGAAAGUGAAACAACAACUCAGUCUGAGCAGAGGAAGUAUUUCUGUUCCUAGAAAAAGGACAGCAGAACAGCUUGCAGGCUGUGGGAGAACUUGUUGCAGAACUGUUGAAGAAAAGUUGACAUCUCAUCGUCCCUGAGAACACUCUCCCACAGGUGUCCCCGUCAAUCUCACCGCCAAAUAUUUCUUCACAUGUCUGUAAUGGCCAACUCCACAGCACAGGCACCUAGCGUAGACUCUACUGAAAGUAAAUCUGAAACACCACCCAUAUCUUUUCAGGGACCAUAUUUUGAAGCCAUAGUUGCAGUUGUCAUUGCUGUGGUAGUUCUGGUCCUGAUCCUCCUCCUGGCCGUCAUUCUGAGAUAUAUGUACAAGCACAAGGGCACAUAUCAUACCAAUGAAGCCAAGGGCACAGAGUUCGCAGAGACAGCAGACGCUGCUCUGCGUGGAGACCCUGCCCUGCAGGACGCCAUGGAUGAGAGCAAGAAAGAGUAUUUUAUAUGAAAAACAAUAGCUGGCCCUUUAUUCACAUCAUAAACUCCUAGGCUCACAUGAUGCCUCAAUCCUGUUUGCUGGAGCAGUGAAGUAACUGACUGAGCUCCCACGCAAGCAGAAACUAACAAGAAGAGUAUUCAGAAAUUCCGCUAUAUUUUAAUAUCUGGGAUCAUUUAUAUUUAUUUGUUCCUGAAAAAGAGAUAACAGUGAGCAUACAUGAAAAAAAAUAUGCUGCACUCCUUGUAAGGCUGAGAGUCUGAACAAACAUCAGCUCAAGAGAUUGAGAUGAUAUUCAGACGAAGGGAAGGAAAGUCUUUGAUCUUAUUAGACAAGAUAUGAAUGUGAAUGAUAGGUGAUAU
Carassius carassius (crucian carp) is the source of this 969-nucleotide messenger RNA. RefSeq names its product glycophorin-C-like. The coding region runs from base 308 to 619 and encodes 103 amino acids. Gene Ontology annotation, cellular component: membrane; cortical cytoskeleton. The transcript has 4 exons. The record is from RefSeq and is a predicted model, not a curated record. Lineage: Eukaryota; Metazoa; Chordata; Actinopteri; Cypriniformes; Cyprinidae.